AUGGCCUGUUUGGUGCAAGGUCGCUGUCUUUUCUUACAGACACUAACCGGGAAGGAGAUUGAGAUUGACAUUGAACCAACUGACAAGGUGGAGAGAAUAAAGGAGCGAGUGGAAGAAAAAGAAGGGAUUCCGCCCCAGCAGCAGAGGCUCAUCUACAGUGGGAAGCAGAUGAAUGAUGAGAAAACGGCAGCAGACUACAAGAUCCAGGGCGGCUCUGUUCUUCAUUUGGUGUUGGCCCUACGUGGGGGAGGCCUGCGAUGAUGGAGGACCCGCUGGCCCGAGUGCCCCUCUCCCCUCGUCCUCCCCCAGCCCCCACAAAGGACAGAUCCACUCUUUUGCAGUUGGGAAGCGUCGAGGUCCUGGAUGACGUACGCUCCCCCUGCCUUUUGCUCAUCCUUGUUAUGGAAGAGAAGGCGCCUGCCUCCUGGAAUCCUCCCCAAGCUGUUAUUCAAGGGGAGGCACCCUUUAAGAGGAGCAUGUCCUUUGGGGGAAUCCCGCAUUCUGACCCUCCCACGUGCUUCUUCGCUCUAACUUCCUAAGCGCAGCUUUACUCGUUUGUUGUUGUUUGUUUGUUUUUCGACUCCCAUCUUCAGACGUCUCUUUCCCUCUCUUGGAAUGGCUGAGUGUUCAAUAAAGACGUUUCACAACCUCUGUUGCUUCGCGA
Molecule: messenger RNA, 664 nt
Organism: Pogona vitticeps (central bearded dragon)
Lineage: Eukaryota; Metazoa; Chordata; Lepidosauria; Squamata; Agamidae
Source: RefSeq, a predicted model, not a curated record